AUGUCGGCAGUAUCUACGAAUGACAAGGCCACAGUAUUGACGCUCAAGAAACGUCUUUCUGAGCCUGAUAGAGACCUUAUGGCUAUCAUUGAUUCGCUCAGUUCUAUCAACAUGGACAAGCAGCUCUUGAAAGAGACUAUGAUUGGUAAAGCCUUGAACAAAGCGGCCAAUGCUGAUGAGACAACACCACGGGCCAAGAAGGCCGCAAAGAACCUCAUGGGGGCUUGGAAGAAGAAGAUUGAUUAUAAGCCUUCAUCAGGCCAUCAUCACUCUCAUCCGAAAUCGGUCUCUAGUGCGGAGUCUGCGAUGGAGAACUCGUCGAAGCCAGUGAAUGGUCAACCUACUGCUGAUGCCUCGACAACUGAUGGCAGCUGCAGCAGUAGCAGUGGAAAUACUGAUCUCACGUCUGUCAUGGAAGUAGCAAGAUGCGGUGAUCCGAAGAGAGACAAGAUUCGCAAUCUUCUAUUCAAAGCACUGAGGCCUAGACGGAAUCCAGAAGAGGCUGAACCCGCCGUCAGGGCUGUAGAGAUUGAGGAAGAGUGUCAUUCAAAGCUGUCAGAAAGGGAGUACUUGUCGCAAAUACGAAGCAUCAAAUACAACUUGACGGACUCCUCGAACCCUGAUUUUCAAUGGAAGGUGCUUGUAGGAUUAUUUCCUCGUGAUAAGUACUCUACCCUGACUUCAGAAGACAUGGCAUCAGAGGCUAAGAACCAGCAUCGUGCCAAUGCAGCCAAAGCUGCUCUGGAGGAAUGUCAGUCCGAUUGGGCUAUGCGUCAUGGUGCGAUACAGAAGAGUGGCAUGUUCCAGUGUGGAAAAUGCAGGAAGAGUCAGACGACAUACUUUCAAAUGCAGACUCGUUCUUCUGAUGAGCCAAUGACUACGUUCGUUACCUGUUUGAACUGCGGCAACAAGUGGAAGUUCUGCUAA
Messenger RNA from Perkinsus marinus ATCC 50983, 927 nucleotides. RefSeq names its product transcription elongation factor SII, putative. Gene Ontology annotation, biological process: DNA-templated transcription. The transcript has 8 exons. The coding region runs from base 1 to 927 and encodes 308 amino acids. Lineage: Eukaryota; Perkinsozoa; Perkinsida; Perkinsidae. Gene Ontology annotation, cellular component: nucleus. The record is from RefSeq and is a predicted model, not a curated record. Gene Ontology annotation, molecular function: nucleic acid binding; zinc ion binding.